Messenger RNA from Propithecus coquereli (Coquerel's sifaka), 498 nucleotides. RefSeq names its product chromosome unknown open reading frame, human C1orf64 (gene SRARP). Gene Ontology annotation, cellular component: cytoplasm; nucleus. The transcript is spliced from 2 exons. Lineage: Eukaryota; Metazoa; Chordata; Mammalia; Primates; Indriidae. Gene Ontology annotation, molecular function: nuclear estrogen receptor binding. Bases 1 to 498 code for a protein of 165 amino acids. The record is from RefSeq and is a predicted model, not a curated record. Gene Ontology annotation, biological process: positive regulation of intracellular estrogen receptor signaling pathway.
AUGGCCCCGUCAGAAAACCCCAGGGACUGGACAGCCAGCCUCAAAGGCACGAGCCUUGAGACAGACCUGGGGACCAGCUCAGGUGGGAAGCCGGCUGGCCGUCCGAAGACUGUCCCCACGGCUCACCUAACUUUUGUGAUCGACUGUGCCCGUGGGAAGCCCCUCUCCCUGGCAACACCUGUGCCGCCCCGAGCCUCCAGCCCCCACCAAGGGCCCGUCGCCCCGCCAAUGAAGACCUACAUCGUGUUCUGCGGGGAAAAUCGGCGACCUCUGACUCAGGAGGCCACCCUGGGUGGCCUACGCCUUGCCCAGGCCAGGGCCACACAGCCGCCCUGCGGAGGGAUCGCAGCCCCGGCUCCCUCCCUGGAAAGCCCCCAGAAGGUUCCUGAGGCUAAGGGGGGACCCCUGAAGGCUGCACCUGUGAGGUCUUCAACCUGGGGCACCGUCAAGGACUCCCUCCGAGCUCUCUCCUCCUGUGUCUGCGGGCAGGUCGAUUAG